Messenger RNA from Gossypium arboreum, 1202 nucleotides. RefSeq lists its product as uncharacterized. The record is from RefSeq and is a predicted model, not a curated record. Lineage: Eukaryota; Viridiplantae; Streptophyta; Magnoliopsida; Malvales; Malvaceae. Bases 172 to 990 code for a protein of 272 amino acids. The transcript has 4 exons. Gene Ontology annotation, cellular component: chloroplast thylakoid membrane.
UUUCACUUUCAAUUCAGAAGAAGAAGGGAGAAAAAAUCCAUAAAAGAUUUUUGAUGACAAACAAAUCAAAUCAAAACCCAUCACAAAAAAAAGGAAAAAGGAUUCAUCCUUUUUCUUCUUCUUCUUCUUCUUCUUCUUCUUCUUCUCUGAAACUCAAACACUUUGCUGCAAAUGCUUCAAUCUCUCCUUUCCCUUUCUUCUCCUUCCCCUCUCUCUCUCCCUCCCUUCCAUAACCCAUCUUGUUCCCCACUCCUCCAAAAAUCCACUUUUUUCUCCCCUUUAUUUCCCCAUUCCAAUGUCCAUCUUCGCCCAUUAUUAGCUCUACCUCGAGAAGAACCUGUCACUACCCCCAUAGCUGAAGAAAAAGAACAAGAAGAAGAGGUUCCAAUUGAGUUACCUACAUCUUAUUCUUCCUUUUCUUCUUCUUCUCCUCUCCAAACUGCCACCACCGUUUUGCUCUCCGGUGCCAUUGCUGCCUUCUUGUUUCGAUCCAUUAGACGCCGUGCUAAGCGUGCUAAAGAGUUUAGACUGAGGUCGAAAUCAUUGAAGGAAAAGUCAUUGAAUAGGUUGAAAGCAAUGGGAUCUGCUUCGAUUAAAAACAAAAAAUUAUCCACACCAUCACCUGUUGAUGCAUUGUUGGGAAGCUUAAUUGCUGGUGUUAUUGCUGUUUUUCUGUAUAAGUUCACUACUACUAUAGAGGCUGCUCUUAAUCGCCAAACAGUCUCUGAUAAUUUCUCGGUUCGUCAGAUAACAAUAACUAUCAGGACUAUUGUGAAUGGAUUGUGCUACCUUGCAACAUUUGUUUAUGGCUUCAAUUCUCUUGGCUUAUUCCUUUAUUCUGGUCAACUUGCCUUAAAUCCAAUCAUGGAAGGUUCCAUGAUUAGUGAAAAUAAGAAUAAAGAUGAAGAGAAUGUAGGGUCAGUAAGUUCAGUGAAACAAAAUGCUAUAGAAGGGAGUGAAUUGAGCAGUAGCAGGGAGAGGGAGGAUUAGAGUCGAAAUGAUGAACAAGAAUGACAAUGUAUAUUUUCAUAUAUGGUUUAUUCAUGUUUUACUAGUUUUUUAUAGUGUUCAAAAUUACUAGAUCUAAAUAUAAUCAAUUGUAAAGUACAGGACAUAGGCUUUUGUAUUGUAAACCCAUUUACACAGCAGAAAAUAUUCACAAUAUUUAUUGUAAUUAUGCAAUAGACGGUCCAUUGUUACAA